GAGUCCAACCAACUGCGUGGUUGGUUGGACUCCGCCAAAUUAACUACCAUAAAAAUUUGACUCCCAAAUUAAUUAUUUAUGUCUGAGUGCCUUGUGUUCUGAGUUUUGAAGCCACUGGAUCUAUAUAUAUAUACAUCACUGUCCUCUUCCUGUCACAUCUCUAUGUGUGAUUAUGAAGCGUGCUGGUGGGGCAUGUGCGUACACUCCUGCCAAACGACCUAGUGCUGGUCACUGGAGCACGAAGCUAAUUGAAUGUAUGGGGAACCCAGACAUGGUGGUGCAAUCUGAUGAUUUGACGGUGACUAUUAAAGACGGUUACCCUAAGGCAAAGCAUCACUAUCUGGUUCUACCAAAGGAAGACAUACCUUCACUAAGACAUAUAAACAGAACUCAUAUCCCGCUAGUGAAGCAAAUGAUGGAGAAUGGGAAAACAUUAGCCAAGAAAUUGACAGAGAAGGAUGGGACACUCAAGUUUAGGCAUGGAUAUCACGCAAUACCAAGUAUGGCCAGGUUGCACAUGCACGUUGUAAGCCAGGAUUUGGUAUCUCCAUGUCUGAAAAACAAGAAACAUUGGAACUCCUUCACAACUGAGUUUUUUGUUGAAGCGGAGCAAGUCAUAGAAUUGCUAGAAUCAAAGGGAGAGGUGCAGUUUGACAAGAGUAGGUUUGAAGAAUUUUUGAAGCUCCCACUGAGGUGUCACAAGUGUGAGGCAACACCUAUUAAUAUGCCCAAACUGAAAGCUCAUUUGGAACAACACUCUAGAAGCAAGACUAUGUGAUUUGGUGCUUUCCCACACAGAGAUCAUAAUUAUUAUGUAUAACAA
Halichondria panicea is the source of this 823-nucleotide messenger RNA. RefSeq names its product aprataxin-like. Bases 173 to 778 code for a protein of 201 amino acids. The record is from RefSeq and is a predicted model, not a curated record. Gene Ontology annotation, biological process: single strand break repair. The transcript has 2 exons. NCBI's taxonomy places the organism in Eukaryota, Metazoa, Porifera, Demospongiae, Suberitida, Halichondriidae. Gene Ontology annotation, molecular function: double-stranded RNA binding; single-strand break-containing DNA binding; single-stranded DNA binding. Gene Ontology annotation, cellular component: nucleus.